UUCUGUGCCACAACAAUUAACCUCUAUGCAACUCUGGGAGAAAAUAGUUAAUAAACACCCAAGUGACCAUGCAUGAGAGUGACGAUGAGCCCAAGGACUUGAUAAAAGUGACCUAUGAGAAGCUUUCCGCCGAUGAAGUUUCAGAGUCAGUAAAAUCUCCAUCUUGUGGAGCUGUGUCUUUGUUUAUAGGAAUAACAAGAAAUAAUUUUGAAGGAAAGAAAGUUGUUCAACUUGAAUAUGAAGCUUAUAUUUCGAUGGCUGAAGCUGAAAUAAAGAAAAUUUGCAGGGAUAUAAGGAAUAAAUGGCCAAUGAUUCAGCACAUCAGUGUCCAUCACAGACUUGGUUUGGUUCCUAUAACAGAAGCAAGUGUAAUCAUAGCCAUAUCCUCGCCACACAGAAAUGACUCUCUUGAUUCUGUGAAAUAUUGUAUUGACACUUUGAAAGCAACAGUACCAAUAUGGAAGAAGGAGAUCUAUGACAAUAAAGAGUACACCUGGAAGGAAAACAAGGAAUGUUUUUGGGCACAAGACCAACAGAAGUAAUAUGAUCCCGACAUAUCAUCUCUUUGCUAAAGUAAAGGGCCUUAUGAAUUUAAAUUUGAUUCAAGACACUUGAGAUUUUAAUUGCAUUUGUUCUUAAAAUGAUUUUCAAUUGAUGAUAGUUGAUAUUUGCUGAUUUGAUUCUCACUAUCGAUGCUGAAUCCAACUACAAUCCAUCUGUCUCCUGUGGGAGCACGAUUAUGUUAAAUUGAUAUUCAGAAGCCCUAACUAUACAUAGGAAUUUCAUACUGCUUAUUUGCAUGUAGCCUUCUUAGUCAAAACAAUAAAUUCUAACAGAAAAUACCAGCUUUUUUGCUGAGAAUUCUCUGAUGCCAUUUUAGUUAAAAACAGACUUUAACCUUUUCAUGUGCACAAAUGCAAGGAAAUUUCCAUUUAGGUCAGCAAGAUUUCACAGCUAUUUUGGGCAUUAUUGACCUGGAAUGAGUUAAACAAAGUAAAUUUAUAAAUAUUCCUGUAUGAAAUGUUGAAUGUACUGUGUACCUAGUGCCCUCUAGUGGGUCAAGUGUGUUCUUUAUAUGCACAUUUUUUGUUACCUGUAAUCACAGUUUCAUUAUUGACCUGUAAGAAAAUAUAUACUCUAAACAAGGUAUUCAAAUAAUCACACUUGCUGCUUUUACAGUCUGUGCAUAAUGUGUUACAGUGUGCAACAUUUUACUUUAAGACACCUUCAGAGCUGGCCUUUGGAACACACCCAAACCAAGUACUCAACUUUUCCAUUUCUAUCUCUGUUUGGACAAAUCUACAUGUAUACGUCCCUUCUUAACCUUUGCUUAUUGUCACAAAUCAAUUUGUUACCAAUUUGAUCAACGUUUAAAUAGCUAUUAGUGAAUUUAUUCAAUUCAUAGCAUUUUGGUCUUUGGAUCAUAAGUUUCUGUGUUCAAACUGCAGAUCAGGACUUGUUCUUGUAUCUAGGCUGAUUGUUCAGUGCAAUACUUUAGUGCUGGAUAUGCUUUUCGUCAAAUAAUUUGCAAGGAUUUUUAUAGUUUCCUUGCACUUGCAUCAAAUUAUUACAAUUUGCUUGUUCCUUUGGAUGUUAUUGAACCCAUGACACUAUUUGAAAAGAGGUCGCUAUCGGAAACAUAACUCAGAAAAACAUUUACAAAUCAUUCAAGAUUGUUUUUGAGGAGAAUUGAAGCAAUCCUAUGCCACUACUCGAAAAGAGAUUGGAGUUUCUCCCGUGUUCCUGCUCUAACAAUUGCUCUAAAUAAAAUUGAUUAUUUACUUCA
Messenger RNA from Callorhinchus milii (elephant shark), 1786 nucleotides. Its product is annotated as molybdopterin synthase catalytic subunit. Gene Ontology annotation, molecular function: molybdopterin synthase activity. Bases 69 to 542 code for a protein of 157 amino acids. The transcript has 5 exons. Gene Ontology annotation, cellular component: cytosol. Gene Ontology annotation, biological process: Mo-molybdopterin cofactor biosynthetic process. The record is from RefSeq and is a predicted model, not a curated record. Lineage: Eukaryota; Metazoa; Chordata; Chondrichthyes; Chimaeriformes; Callorhinchidae.